This is a messenger RNA of Nannospalax galili (Upper Galilee mountains blind mole rat), 1018 nucleotides long. It is a transcript of the gene Eif1b, whose product is annotated as eukaryotic translation initiation factor 1B. Gene Ontology annotation, molecular function: RNA binding; translation initiation factor activity; ribosomal small subunit binding. The record is from RefSeq and is a predicted model, not a curated record. Gene Ontology annotation, biological process: translational initiation. The transcript has 4 exons. Bases 311 to 652 code for a protein of 113 amino acids. Lineage: Eukaryota; Metazoa; Chordata; Mammalia; Rodentia; Spalacidae. Gene Ontology annotation, cellular component: eukaryotic 43S preinitiation complex.
CAGUGGGAGCCCGAACGCCCCAAGUCCUUCGGCUCGGCCCCUAGGCGGGCGGGUGGCGCACGCGGUCACGUGGCGGCGGCGCACGGGGCUAAAUAGCGGCGCCGGCCAUUUUGUGCGAGAGAAGUCGCAGCGCCGCCUCCUCGCUCGCGCCCGCGUCUUCCUGCCGCUCGGCUUCCGCCGCCGCCGCUGGUCCAGCCUCGCGCCGCCGCCUCAUUGAUUUCCGUUUCUCGCCACUGCAGCCUCCUGACACGGUGAUCCGGGCCGGCCCCGCAGGAAUUUUAUCCCCUCACCGGCCUCACACUAGUGUCGCAUGUCCACUAUCCAGAACCUCCAAUCUUUCGACCCCUUUGCUGAUGCAACUAAGGGUGACGACUUACUCCCUGCAGGGACCGAGGAUUACAUUCAUAUAAGAAUCCAGCAACGGAACGGCAGGAAGACGCUGACCACCGUGCAGGGCAUUGCAGAUGAUUAUGACAAAAAGAAACUUGUGAAAGCUUUCAAAAAGAAAUUUGCCUGUAAUGGUACUGUGAUUGAACAUCCUGAGUACGGAGAGGUUAUUCAGCUUCAAGGUGACCAAAGAAAGAACAUUUGCCAGUUUCUCUUGGAGGUUGGCAUUGUCAAGGAGGAGCAGCUCAAGGUCCACGGAUUCUAAAAUGAGCCCGAGUGUUCGGAGAGCAUCCUGAAGGAUUUUGUUCUCCCACCCAGUCUCGCUGUCCCAGGAGAUGAUCCUCUGCAGUAAAGGACGGACUUUUGGUUUAUUUAAUUGUUCAGACUUCCACUCACACCUGCAUGGCUACAGAAAUCAUGGGGUGUGUAGGCCUGUAACCCAUGAGAAAAGCACAGUGCGAUGGUAGUGAGCCCCGUGUUCAUCCUAACAUGUUUCCAAUGGAAAAUAUCCUGUUCUGAGUGUUGAUUUGUUUAUUGUUCAGUUUAUUGCAUUUAAUUUGAUGAAAUGUUUUUUGUUGUAUUAAACCAUGUGUGUUGCAGCUUAAAAAUAAAAAGAAUCUGCGGGUCCUUU